Molecule: messenger RNA, 3436 nt
Organism: Alligator sinensis (Chinese alligator)
Lineage: Eukaryota; Metazoa; Chordata; Crocodylia; Alligatoridae
Gene: IL17RE
Product: interleukin 17 receptor E
Exons: 16
Coding region: 1-2148 (715 amino acids)
Molecular function (GO): interleukin-17 receptor activity
Source: RefSeq, a predicted model, not a curated record
AUGUACCUGGUGGUGCUGGUGGCCGCGCAGGUGCACGGCUGGCAGCUCUACUACAGCAAGAAGCUGCUGGACUCCUGGUUCGCCAGCACGCAGGACAGGAAGAAGAAGGCGCGGGGCUCGCCCCUGCUGCCGGGCCCGCCUGACACGUGCCCCUUCCUCCCACAGGAUUGCAGAGCCAGCGUGGACCACACGCUGCCCCGGCCCCGGUGCCAGCGGGGCCUGCCCAAUGAGCCGCUCCUGCCCCCGCCAGCGCUGGCCUUGAGCACGGCCCAGCUGUGCCCAAACCGGCAGGACUGCCAGCCCUGCGUACGCGUGCGCCUGGCCCUGCACGCAUCAGGCCUUGGGGGCGUCCGGGGGCUGCAGCUGCAUUUCCUGGAGCUGGGCUCUAACCGGGCCGGCUGGCUGCAGGUGUGGCGACGGCGGCAAGUGGCAGGGAGCGCACUGGUGAGUGCCCAGUUUGAUUGCUACCCUGUGGAGAGCGGGCGCCGUGUCCUGGUCUCGCUGGGCACGGUCCCUGACCGGGGCCUGAGCCUCAACCAAACCCUCCUCGUUGCCACGGAGCCAGCAGGCCCCACGUUCUCCUACGAGUGGCUCCCAGCAGCACGGGCGAUCGCAGUGUCAGUGCCCGAGGGCCCUGCCCUGAUGGUUCGGCUCUGCCACCAGCUAACCCUGGAGUGCGAGGAGUUGCACCGCCCCUUCCACCAGCAGGUGCUGGUGCACGGGGGCCAUCGUGCCGUGCUGCCCUAUGAGUUCCUGCUGCCCUGUCUCUGCAUCGAGGCCUCCUGGUUGCACCGUGACGGCCUGCGCACCAAGCGCUGUCCCUUCCGGGACCAUCCAGCAGCCUAUGGGGCUGAGCUGUGGGUGUCAGUGCAGUUCCAUGACUACAGCACCAGCGGCCGAGACCAGAUGGCCAUGGCGCUGAGCGCCCGCUGCCCGCUGCGUGCCACCGCCGCCCUGUGCUGGAAAGAGCGUGAUGCCAGCCCCACGGCCUGUCACGACGUCCCCAACUCCACAGCUGCCGAGGAUGAGCAGACCUACACCCUGGAGGAGGUGGACGUGCACCCACAGCUCUGCUUCAAGUUCUCCUAUGCCAACAGCAGCCAUGUGGAGUGCCCACACCGGAAAGACACGGCCUGGAAUGUGUCCAUGAGCCUCUGGCCCCUGCAGCUACUGCUGCACUUCACCUCCAGCAUCCCAGCGGCCUUCAGCGCGGCCCUGUGCCAACAGCGUGCAGGGCGCUGCGACCCGGCGGCCCCUGUCUACACUGUCACGCACGCAGAGGGCUCGCGCCCCGGGGAGCUGGUCCUGCUCCUGCCAGUGCAGAUCCUGGGCAGCUGCGUGCUGGUGUGGCGCUCGGAUGUGCGGUUUGCCCGAAAACAGCUCCUAUGCCCAGAUGUCUCUCACAGGCGCUUCGGGCUCUUGGCACUGGGGCUGGUGCUGGCACUGGUGCUGCUGGCUGCUGUGCUGCUGUGGAGCUGUCGUCGCCUCUGCAAGCUGCCCCCAGUGGCCCCAGGGCAGCGGCCCGUGCUGCUGGUGUACUCGCCCGACUCGGAGCAGCACCGGCGCCUGGUGUGCGCCUUGGCCGACCUGCUGCACGCAGGGCUGGGCUGCGACGUGCGGCUGGACCUGUGGGACACGCGGCACGUGGGCCAGCUGGGUGCGCUGCCCUGGCUGCACGCCCAGCGUGAGCACGUGGGCCGUGAGCGCGGCACCGUGCUGUUGCUCUGGAGUCGUGGCAGCGCCCGGCUCUACCGCCUCUGGAGGGCAGGUGCCAGGGGCUGCGAGCCCCCCGACCUCUUCAGCGCAGCCAUGGGCUGUCUGCUGGGUGAGCUGCAGCAGGUGCCAGGGGCCGGGGCCCCAGGGGACUGGGUGCUGGCCUACUUCAGCGAGCUGUGCAGUCGCCGGGACGUGCCACGGGCCCUGCGCCCCCUGCCCUGCUACCGCCUGCCGCAGGAGCUUCCCAGCCUGGCCGGAGUGCUGCAGGGCAGGCCCCUGCCCCACGGCUGGCUCCAGGCGGGCGCCAAGGCCCUGGUGUGCCAGCUGCUCGCGUCCGAGGUGAGCCAGGGCCUGCGGGGCCACUUGGAGCUGUGCCGCCAGCUGCAGCCCAAGGCAGCACCUGCAGUCCCGUGGAGACUCGGCGGCUCCUGAGAGCCCCUGCAGGACGUGCCCGCGGGCCGGGCCUGGUGCCGCACGGAGAGCCAAGGUCCUAGCCUGGGAGACUGGGGCCAGGGCCAGGCUGCCUUGGAGCCCUGCACUUAGCUGCGAGGUCGUGGAUGAGCUGCAAGUCACCAGAUGGGAACUGCUCGGGGCCGGUGUGGCUGCCCGGGGAACCCAGGUGCCGGAGACGGUGCGCCCUGCCAGCCAGGGCGUGCCAAGAGCCGGGACCCUGGGCUGCGAGGAUGGAGAUGGCAGCUCUUGGCUCGUCCUUGGUGCCUUGGAGGAGGACAGAUGUGGCAGAGGCAGGGGCUGCUGCGGGGCAGGAGUCUGCCCUAACGGGGCAGGUGCUGCUUGGCUUCCACCUGCCGGGGCUGGGCAGAGCGGGCACCUCCGAGCUGUGCCCAUGGGGCCAGGCCGGGGUGACCCGUGGACUGAAUAAAAGAGCCUGUGAAGUACAGAGGGCCUGGCUCAUCCAUGGGGCCAGAUGCGCGGGGGGCGCAGUGGGGCUGCCCAUGUGGCACGAGGAGGGCCACGAGGAUGAGGGCACAGGCCCCAUGGGCGUUUGGCAGGUGUGGCUGUCCAGGGGGACUGAGCAGGGGAGGGCCUGGGGGCGUGGGUUGCUGCAGGGCAGCCCUGGGAGCCGGGGUUGCAAGCAGCCCCGAAGCUCCCCAGCCCUGCGGCCGGGGCUGAGCAAGCGACAAGGCUGUCUCCAGGCCGAGAAACGCCGCAUGGGGGAGCUGGACACGCAGGCCCCUGCGCUGGGAAGCUGCGGGGGGGCAGCAGGCAACUGCCUGGGUGCCCGGACCUCCAAGGGCUCUGGCUGGGGCCCGGGUGCAGCCAGGCCGAGCCCAGGGCAGUGAUGCCAUCCCCAGGGGCUGCCAGGAUCCCCACACAGCCUGGCCUCGGCCCUCCUGGGAGGCGGUGGGGGCUGGGAGAGCUCCAGGGCACCCGCCUGAGUGCUGGCUCGCAGCCUUGCCCUGGGGGCUGGGGGGAAGAGCAGUGACCAGGCCAGGGAGCCCGGGCAUGGGCCCGAGUGUCUGUGGGGAGCCUGGUGGGCCCAGCAGCCCUAGCCCUGACGCAGCUGCGACCUGGUGCUCGACCCUGCCAUGUCUGGGCUUGGCAUGUUCGCCAGCGCGGACAGCUCCAGUCCAGCCAGGUGCCCCAGGCAGGAGUCCCAGCAGCCGCAUCCUGGUGAGCAGAGCUGCCUGGAGACGGGCCAGGGCCAGGGGCUCGGGGCCCCGCAGCUUUAGCCAGCGCGGGCACCGGGCAGCCGUGCCAG